CUAAAAUGCACGUGGGCUCGAACUUGAAAUUGUAGUAGAGUAGUGAGCAUUGACCUGACUAAUGUGAGCAUUUCGCAAUUACUCUGUACGUGUGUGUAUACAACGUCUCGACGUAAUCUCUGGAAAAAUGGCUUCUAUGGUACUGGCUGGUUUAGGACUAGCUGCAGUGGGAUUUGCAGGACGGUAUGUUCUCAAGCAAAUGCCAAUAUUAUCUCAAAAAAUGGCUGAAGCUGUUAAGAAUAUGCCAAAAUUAGACACACAGUCUUUGGCAAACAGCAAGUAUUACAAAGGAGGGUUUGAACAGAAAAUGAGCAGAAGAGAAGCUGCUCUUAUUCUCGGAUGUUCACCAACAGCUUCCAAAGCAAAAGUAAAAGAGCAGUUCAAGAAAAUAAUGUCGGCAAAUCACCCUGAUCGUGGAGGGUCACCUUAUAUAGCAGCUAAAGUAAACGAAGCAAAAGAUUUACUUGAAAAGUGAACAAUGUUUGU
Messenger RNA from Phymastichus coffea, 486 nucleotides. Its product is annotated as mitochondrial import inner membrane translocase subunit TIM14. Gene Ontology annotation, molecular function: ATPase activator activity. The record is from RefSeq and is a predicted model, not a curated record. Gene Ontology annotation, biological process: protein import into mitochondrial matrix. The transcript has 3 exons. Gene Ontology annotation, cellular component: PAM complex, Tim23 associated import motor. Bases 128 to 475 code for a protein of 115 amino acids. NCBI's taxonomy places the organism in Eukaryota, Metazoa, Arthropoda, Insecta, Hymenoptera, Eulophidae.